This is a messenger RNA of Dendrobium catenatum, 2544 nucleotides long. RefSeq names its product pentatricopeptide repeat-containing protein At5g40400. Gene Ontology annotation, molecular function: protein binding. The transcript has a single exon. Lineage: Eukaryota; Viridiplantae; Streptophyta; Magnoliopsida; Asparagales; Orchidaceae. Bases 35 to 1807 code for a protein of 590 amino acids. The record is from RefSeq and is a predicted model, not a curated record.
CCUAAUUGCCUCUCCCGGGAAUUCUUUGCGAAUUAUGAAUCGCGCCUGUAAACUCCUGCAAAACCCCCCCGCCGGAGCUCCACCGCCUCCUCUCCCCUCCCUUCUUCCUCCCUCCCUCAACCCUUCCAAUAUCGUCAUUAACCUCACUUCCUCUCGGCUCCACCUCGUCUCCUCCCCUUCCUCUAUUCCCUCUCUCAUUCCUCCCGAUCUCCUCCCCUUCCUAGGACCCUCCGAGCUCUCUUCCAUUCUUCUCCGCUCCCAAUCCCUCCCCCUUCCUUCCCUCCACCUCCUCUCCUUCUUCCACUCCCAACGCCUCCUCACCCCCUCCCCACACCACUUCGCUCUCCUCGCCCACUCCCUCACCUUCUCCCGCCUCUUCUCCCACUGUCUCUCCACCCUCCGCCACCUCAUUCUCACCCACCCCGCAUCCGACCCCUUCUCCUCCCUCCUCACUUCCGCCUCCUCCGGCCGAUGCAACUUCCACUCCGCCGUCUUCUCCCUCCUCGUUACGGCGUACCUCCAUCUUGGCUUCCUCCGCCAAGCUCUCGAUGCUUUCCACCGCUCCAUCAAUGCCGGAUUCCCUCCGGAUGCGAUCACCUCCAAUUCCCUUCUAAAUUCACUCGCAAAGUCUGGUGAUUUUGAUAGUUGCUGGGAGGUUUACACCGCGAUGCGGAAGGCUGGCGUCACGCCUAAUCUUUGCACUUUUAACAUAAUGAUCAACGCGCUGUGCAAAGCUGAUGAUGCCGUGAGGGCGAGAGAGUUCUUGGAGGAGAUGGAAAUGAAUGGGUUUGAUCCCGAUGUUGUCACUUAUAACACGCUGAUUAAUGGGUAUUGCAGGAAGGGGAGGUUAGAAGAGGCAUUGGGAUUGUAUAAACUAAUGUAUCGAAGAGGAAUAGAGCCGGAUUUGGUGUCCUACACUACUCUGAUGAAGGCGCUCUGCAAGGAGGACAGGGUGCGGGAGGCACACCAGCUGUUUGAUAGAUUGCGUCAGCGAGGUCUAAUCCCAGAUGAGAUGUGCUAUGGAGUUCUGGUGUCUGGUUACUCCAGGAAAGGAAAGAUGCGGGAAGCUUGGAUUUUUAUUCAGGCAAUGAUUGGUUGUGGCUACUUUCCAAAUAGUUUUAUUUGCUUGGAUGUGGUGAAAGGUUAUGCAAGUGUGGGAAAGCUUCUUCCUUGUUUGAACAUUCUUGCUCAGCUUCGAAAGAUUGGGGCAACUGUUGCAUUUGAUGCCUAUAAGCUUCUUGUUGGCGCUCUAUGCCAUGAAAAGAGGCCAAAUGCUGCAAGGAAUCUUGUGAAGUGGAUGGUUGAAGAUGGGUGCAAACCCACUGUAGAUAUAUAUAAUGAAAUCAUCCAUUCUUUUUGUGAUUGUGUGUCGUUAAUGGAUGCCUUUAGUCUCAAGGAUGAGAUGGUUGAGACAGAUAUUAGGCCUGAUGAAAACACAUACAGUAUUCUCAUUAGUUGUCUCUGUAAAACCGGUGAGGUGAUGGAGGCUGAAUGCGUAAUGGAAGAAAUGGUUGCUUGUGGACACAUUCCAGAUUCUGCAACUUGUGCUGCCUUGGUUAAUGGAUACUGCAACAAAAGAGAAAUGAGCAAGGCUGAAGGACUUUUGAAGUACUUUGUGUUAGAGUUUGGGUUUCAUGACAAUGCUAUAUUUAAUGCUCUAAUCAAUGUUUAUGCUGAAGAAGGGGAUAUGGAGAAGGCUUUUGAGCUGAAAGACAGGAUGAUGAAACUGGGUUUUGUUCCAAAUACUGAGACGUGCAAGUUCUUGGUUAAUGGACUGUUUAGAAAUAUAUCUACCUUAAAUGUGUAACAACCGGGCUUUAUUAAUCAAACCUCUUAGAAACCAGUCUCCUACACCGGACUUAGAAAAAAGCAGGAUGAGUAGCUGUGCGUCCGAGCUGUCUGAUGAAUGAAAAGAAUUUUCAGUUGAUGAUCCUUGUGAUGUCUCUGUUGAAAGGGAGCCGAGGAUUUAUUAUUCUGUGCGGAGUGUGGACGGCAUCAGGAGACCAAUAAAAAAACGCCAUCACCUCAUUGGUGGGUACCCAGCUCAGUACCCGCACCGAUACCGUUGGAUGCCCAGUACUUAACCGGACGGUUCUCCCGUCCUGUCCCGUCUGGUGUCCGUACAAAAUAAAAGAGGUCAUCAGAGAAGGAGCCGGGGAUGGAAGAAAAGAAGCAGAUGGAAACAGAACAUAUCCAUGGAGUUGUGAUGCCGACACCAUGGUAAUGGAGACAGUAGAGGACAUACUUGAGAGAGAGAGAGAGCCCGCCAUGCAAACUUGCACUGCCAUCAUCAUCUGGAAUUCAAACUUGCACUCAGUAAGGAUUAUCUUAACGGGUUUAAAUAUGUGGAAAUGCAUGAAGAACAGCAACUUAAAAUAGUCGCAUACAAACUUAGAUUUGAGGUUGCCUCUUGCUGAAAACAAUCGACGACCCAUUGAGGAAGAUGAGUGGGCAAAUGCCCCAAUGGCCGCUUACAUGUAAUGCGUAGGAUGUUGACCUCAUUUUUGCUUACAUCUCUUACAACUAGAAUUUACAAUUGAAAUA